AUGUACGGCAAAGGCAAGAGCAACAGCAGCGUCCCGUCCGACAGCCAGGCCAGGGAGAAGUUAGCACUGUAUGUAUAUGAAUAUCUGCUCCAUGUAGGAGCACAGAAAUCUGCCCAGACAUUUUUAUCAGAGAUAAGAUGGGAAAAAAACAUCACAUUGGGGGAGCCCCCAGGAUUCUUGCACUCUUGGUGGUGUGUAUUUUGGGAUCUCUACUGUGCAGCUCCAGAAAGACGAGAAACAUGUGAACAUUCAAGUGAAGCUAAAGCCUUUCAUGAUUAUAGUGCUGCAGCAGCUCCCAGUCCAGUGCUAGGAAACAUUCCCCCAGGAGAUGGCAUGCCAGUAGGUCCUGUACCACCGGGUUUUUUUCAGCCUUUUAUGUCCCCUCGAUACCCUGGAGGUCCAAGGCCACCUUUAAGAAUACCCAAUCAGGCACUUGGAGGUGUCCCAGGAAGUCAGCCAUUAUUGCCCAGUGGGAUGGACCCAACACGACAACAAGGGCAUCCAAACAUGGGUGGGCCAAUGCAGAGAAUGACUCCUCCAAGAGGAAUGGUUCCAUUAGGACCACAGAACUAUGGAGGUGCAAUGAGACCGCCACUGAAUGCUUUAGGUGGCCCUGGAAUGCCUGGAAUGAACAUGGGUCCAGGAGGUGGUAGACCGUGGCCAAACCCAACGAAUGCCAAUUCUAUACCGUACUCUUCAGCAUCUCCUGGGAAUUAUGUAGGUCCUCCAGGGGGUGGAGGGCCACCAGGAACACCCAUCAUGCCAAGUCCUGCAGAUUCAACUAACUCUGGAGAUAACAUGUACACUUUAAUGAAUGCAGUUCCACCUGGACCCAACAGAUCUAAUUUUCCAAUGGGCCCAGGGUCAGAUGGACCUAUGGGUGGAUUGGGUGGAAUGGAAUCACAUCAUAUGAAUGGAUCUUUAGGCUCAGGAGACAUGGACAGUAUUUCCAAAAACUCUCCCAGUAAUAUGAGCAUGAGUAAUCAGCCUGGCACUCCCAGAGAUGAUGGUGAAAUGGGUGGAAAUUUCCUAAACCCUUUUCAGAGUGAGAGUUACUCCCCCAGCAUGACAAUGAGUGUGUGAUCCAUACCAAGUCUCCUCAUGAAGACCGCAGUGAGUUGGCCCUCUUCAGAGAGCUACUACAGAAGAAAAUUACAAGUCCCAGUGUACAGUUUAACAAAAGGAUCUCAGACACAACCAGACCCACCAUCUUUUCCUACCAUCUCCCCAGUUUUGUGAAGAAAGUGGGUCCAAACAUGAUUCAAACAACUGUAAAGAGUGGCAUAACAGAACUGCCCAAGAGUGAACUGCAAACAAUUAUCUGUAUGUUGUUUUCCACCCAUCCUGCUGCAUGCCAGCUGUUUGCACAAAAAUCGUGUGCAAUUGCUGCAAGAAUAAUUUACACAAAAUCCAUGCAAAAUGUUGCUUACAUUUGUGAAUAGAGUCCUAACUGUACAUAUAUUAUUUCAUUAGAGAUGUUGCAAUAAAUAUUUUUUGUGUAAGAAAUAGCCUGUUUCCUUAAGGCCUGAUCCUGCACGUUGCUAGGAAUCCUCAGCACUAGAGAUUAGGGCAUGUAGCAUCUCGCAGGAUUGUGCUCUAAAUCAGGCCACAGACACUCUGUGGCUCUUAAAAUGAUCUAAAACAAGAGUUGCUGUUUCCAAGUGAAAAUGGGGAGAAAAAUCCAUUCUGAAUAAAACACACUUAAUUGAAAUAGAAGGAUGCAACACUGUUUUACUAAAACUGUCCUUGGAAAGUCCAUGAUUUGAGAAGUGUACUUUAUCAGUGAGAAACUGGUUAGUGACACACAUCAACAAAAGAGAUAGACAAGAAUCAGUAACUGCCCUGUUCUUCAACAUACAAGGGCAGCCCCCAGAGGCUAUAGGUCCCAGUUGGAGACCAUUCAGACCAAGGCGAGGUCCCCCUCUUAAGAGAGAACAUUACAGACUGGGACAUAUAAUCACCGUAGCUCAUGACUAUUAUAAAUAAGGGAUGGGCAAAGUCUGAGUGCCUUGCCUUUUGACAACUAGACUAAGAGUGCAUAAGAAAUUAAAGUGUUUGCAGAAAACUGAAAGAUGAUAUUUUUUAAAUUAUACUUUUAAACAUUAUUCAGAAAUUUGACAUUCAAAAAUGUCAAUAAAAUAUUUCCCAGAGCUAUUAAAAAUUUCUAAAGAACUCCCAGUUUUUAUUUGACUUACCACCUUUCAGAUAUCAGAGGGGUAGACGUGUUAGUCUGAAUCUGUAAAAAGCAACAGAGGGUCCUGUGGCACCUUUAAGACUAACAGAAGUAUUGGGAGCAUAAGCUUUCGUGGGUAAGAACCUCACUUCUUCAGAUGCAAGUCUGUUGCUUUUUACACCUUUCAGAUGAUUCUUAAAUGGAAAAAAAAAAAGAAUUCCUAAGCAAAAACAGAAAAAUCAGCAUUAAACAAUGGUAUAAAUGAAGUGGAAGCUGGAGCUUUGGGGGCUUUUUUAUUUCUAAUAAAAUUUAAGUUUCAGGAAAAAAUAAUCUUUACAAGAAACGUAUAUAAAUUUGUAGAGGCAAUUAAAGAAAUGUAAAUCAAAUUGAUUUAAUUGUGCAAAGACCAACUUUGAUUUAGGCUUUUUGUGGCAAGUAUCCCCUUGCAAAAAAUCUGGUGGUGCAUCUACUAUUGUUUUCCUUUUUCUGUGUAUGUGUGUGCGUGUGCACAUGCAUGCGUACAUGCAUGCGUAUGCCUAAUGCCUAAAACCCUUUAUUACAUAUGUUGGCCUUUCGUGCAUCUGGCAACAUCUGCUUACUGUUGUGGGGAAGGAAGAAUUUACUAUCUGGUGGAUUAUAUCUAUUUCAGUUAUUUAAAGCAUUGGUAAACUAUUGUCAACUUGUUCACAUUUGCACAAGACAUUCUAUGUAGAAAAUGUAUAUUUUUUAAUGCUGGCAUUAUAACUUCGGCAAUCAUGCAUACUCUGUACAUUAUUGUAGGUUUUGUGUAAGAAAUCUUGUCACCAUUGUUUAAUACUGUAAAUUCUUGUUUCAAAGCAAGAGGUGGCUUUUGAUUGAACAGCCAUGUGUAUUUUAUGGUACUGUAGUACUUGUUCUGUUGUCAAAACUUGCUCUUCACAUGUGGUUAAAGCAUUGUUAAGCACGCUUAGGGGUUUCAGAAUUUAUUUUACACAGCACGUAUAUCAGCCAUUAACAGGGACAUUAAAUCAUAUGUAACAUAGGAAAUUUCACCCAAGUUCAGGUCCUUUUAGAGAGCUUGGUGUUAGAUUUCAGUAAGCAAUUGCCGGCUGCAGUUUAACACAUUUCAUUCUUAGUGUUGGGUAUGCAUCAGUGUAUGCUUUCCAGUUCAGUUGAGAUUAUCCCUCUUGACCCAAAGCCUGAGUAAUUCAACCUUGUGCAGGGAACUAAGCAGGGAAUGGCUAUCCUUCCUUUCACCAUGUCCAACCCACAGCAGGCUACGGGACUACAGCAUGGCACUUCACAGCCACUGUUCCCGCUUAUAGGGUUCCUUGCCUCUGUAACCAUAUAAGCAUGGAUCCAGUGGCCCCUCCUCUGGUCUACUUCUUCUGCAUCUGGUACUGAACACAAGUGCAGAACCCACCCUGGGGGCAUGCAGGAGAUAAGGAAGUACUACCUGCAUACUAUGCUCACAUUCCCUACACAGGGCUACUAAUGCCCUCCUCUACUAAAUGAAUUGCAUUCUUAGUAAGAAUUAUUCAGGUGGCCUGCAAAGGAAAGUAAAAUUGAACUUCCCUCCCUCCCCAUUUUUUUGUUUGUUUGUUUCUGUUUUUGUUACUUUAUAUAAAGAAGACCUGAAAUGUUGUAGGUUUUGAUUUUUUUUCCCUUGUUUUUUUUUUUUUAAUAUAUAUUAGGAAUUCAGACCCUGUAUGGGCAUGAAUACUUUAUGAUAGCCGGACAACUAGUGAAACAGCUGACAGCAUCAGCUGAGAGAGAAGGAAUUUUUACGCAAACCAUUUAAAACUGGUUUUUGCUUGUUUUCUUGAACAGCUAUUUAACUGAAAUAACUACCAUAAUUAACAUUUUGAAUAAAGGAAGCCUUUAUUAAAUUCUUGACACCUUCACCCUUUCAAUUAAAAUGUUAAAAGCACACAGUAAACAUCCCUUAUACCUCCUAGUGGUUCUCCCCAAAAAAAUCAAGGACAUAUUUGUGAUAUUAGUAAGGUAAAAAGGAAAAAUCUUUAAAAAAUCAUUUGAGAGCCUCUUUAUAUAUCAUUGAAAAGGCUAAAAGAGCACAAACGCAAUUUUACAAAAUAAUCCUUUGCCGGUCACCUUUAAACAACUAGACAGGUGUGUCAUAGAGGAAGAACAGUUUCCAAAAUUGUGAAUUAGACUACUAGUCAAUCCCAAAUUUUAUAAAGAAAGGAAAAUCUUCAUUCAAAAUAAGCAGAAAUUUAAUUUGAGAAAACGAAUAAUAAAUAAAUAUUCUAGGACAUAGUACAGAAAACACUAUCCUGUUUCCAUACGAGGGUACACUAAUAAGUUCAAGUGAAUAUAAAAUCAAAGCUGCUAGUAUGUGGGGGUUUCUGUAACAGCUGUUCCAGUCCCCCAAACUUGAUCUUCAUACUCUACAGCUGCUGCAAGAACCACUCCAUUUCACACCACCACCAUAUAAGAACAUGAUAGCUCAAAAGUUUCAGAAACAAGUCUCACAAAUAUCUCUGAGGGAAGAUUUCGGCUUUAAAAACACAAACUAGUGAGCCUUACUUUAGAAUGGAAAAUCAUUCCAGGUGCAAAUCUCUUUAGACCUUGUUUGUGAGUCAUUUUUAAAAGCAUCCUUUUUAAUCAUUUAAGAAGGGAAGCACUAAGUACCCAGAGAUCCAACUAGCUGCCUGACAUCAAUAACUUCACUUCCCAAAUGAUUGCGUCUUGCUUUGGGAGAUAUUUACUACUGUACCUGCAACCACAUGAAAGAGUUGCCCUCACAGUGCCUCUUUAUUUGAAUCAUUGGUCUAAGUCCUUUAGAAAACAAAUCAUUUAUCAAAGAAUGGAGCAUCCCACAACUACUCUGUGAAAUGUUCUCCUGAUCUCCACCAUCUAUUCCAUGUGGUGGAAUUUUGGUAUUAAUGGCACCAUUGUGCAGAAAUGUGCACACUUAAUUUGACUAUGAUUUUGUAGUUAUGUAUUGAGAAAGCCCUCCCUCCCCCCAGCAGAAGUGUUUCAGAAGGCUCAAAAUGUAAUACAAUCACUGUGGUUCUCUAGUGUGAAAAGGAAGCCAUCCCACAGGAAAAAUUCAUAGCUCCCUUGAAUGCCAUGAAACCAAGCUCCAUAGUUGUACCCCAAGGAAAAUUUGUGACACAUCACUGGAGUGACCGGGGUAUGGCCAAUGGGUCCAUGAAUUGUGUGGCUCAAUCACAGAGGACAUGUGGGAAGGUAUCUUGCAGCGCUGCAGCUGCUACUACAGCCCAUAUGUUAUUGCAGCAACCAUGGUGCAGCUCCAUGGGUAUUCCACAUCCUGGAGUCAGGUCCCCCAUACCAAACUCAUCUUUUGGACUUAACGCAAUUGUGGGUGAGAAUUUCACCCCAAAACAAAACUGGAAUUUGUGUGAAAUACUGCAUGAUUUUCUGUACUCUUCAAUCUUGGAGUCUAACUUUUCACAUUAGAUUCUUGCCUCCAGCAUUUUGACUCUCUUAUAUUUUCCUUUUUUAAUAGAAUUUGAGCUGAUUUUUGUUUGAAUAGUUUCGGGAGGUUUUACCCCCUUUUUAAAAUGUUAACGUAGUUCAGAGGAUAUUGUUCAUUUUUUAUUAAUAAUCUUUGAUGGGUGCACAAAAGAGGUUCACUCAUUUAAACUGUCCAAUAAGAAAACCAUUAUAUAGGUCAACUAAAAUCAACCAAUCAUGUUUGUUGCUGUCUAAUUUCAAAAUAUUAGAUAGUUGUAACCAAAAAGUGAAUGUGCAUAGCCUUUGUUUCAGAUGAAUUUUCUAUGCAUGGCAGUCAGCAUUUAUUUUCCUCUGUCAUGAGUAUUACUGAAGAAAGUGGGCUGUUUGGAAAGUCAGUGAUCUAGCAGUUCAUAAUUCAGGAUUUUGAGAAGAUCAGUCGUAAUGGCAGUUCAUGUUUUUCACAGUCUCUUGUAAACCUCUGCCUUUUGCCACAUUCUGAUUUGGAGAUGUGGGAAUCCCAUGCUUUAGAUGAUUAGCUCCUUGCGGGUGGUGUCACUGCAUGGGCUGACAAACUCCUUGUGUAACAUAUUCUACCCUAAGCCCCAUAGCCUGCACCAAACACUAAGCCUCCAGGUUUUCCUGUUAUGCUAGUGCAACUUGCCAACACUCCCCUCUAAUUAUUGACACCAAAUCAUAAUACUGAUUGCAGCAAGAGCUCCCUCUGCUACAAGUUAAGGAACAGCAGAGAUUAAAAAAAUAUAAACGUGGUCACUCAUGCCUUUAUCACGUUCAUAGUGUGCCCAACUUCUCACAACCAAGGUGUUGAGAAGCAGAAUUUACCUCUGAACUUGGCUUAUCACUUCAUCAGGCAAGAGUAGAUUUCAUUUUCUUUCAUGAGUCUAUCUGGAGCUGUAUUGAUAUGUUUGCUUUGUCGUCUGAAUUGCAAGUCAUUUUAUAUUGAAAUGAUUAUGCUUAUUGUGUGGCAUUGUAUGAAGUAUCGGAAAAGGCUGUUUAUUAUGUGUUAAUACAGUCACUGCUUACCAGUUAGAUAUUUCAGAGGCUGAACUGCAACCAAAAGUUAUGUUCAAGAAUCAUCUUAAUUUUAAUGUUAUACUCACAUGAAAAAGGGGCUUUUUCUCUUGCUGUUUCUGGGUUUCAUUGAAUUUUAGGGAAAAGGGCAAAUGGCGCAAUUGUUGUAAUUGGAAAAGUGACUGUGAUGGCAGCUAACUGACUGCUUUUCAGGUGCAUCAAAACAACAGGAUCCAUUCAGUGACUCAGCUGAUACACUUCCAGCUGUCUUGGUAAAUCAAUAGUGAAUGAAUAAUUUUUACAUUCUAAAGGGAUUUGCCAUUCUGUGGAUAUAAAAGAUGACCAAGCUGACCUGCCAAGAGAGGCAAAAAUAUAGCAAUUAGUCUGUGAUCAUAUGUAGUAUUAUUCAUUUUUAAUGUGCCAUUAUAUUUAUACUUUCAAUUUGUUUUAGCAUUCUAUGAACUUGAGCAGUUCAGAAGAGAAAAAUAAAUCUCUCAUGUAUAGCAAAAACAAUUUAUAAUUUAAACUAAAUGUAGACCACUACCAUACCUUUUAUUUCCUGUGCCUUAAAUAUAUUUGAGUAGAUAAACUUCCUCCCCUUUUCUUGGUGGUUUGAUAUCUUUAACUGCUGUCUAGUAACUCUGAUGUCCUUCUUUAAUAUGGAGACAUCUGACAUAAGAACAUUUUAGACUAUUUGGGCUAGUGUGUACUUUUCAUCCAUUCAAGAAUGCCAUAUUCUUCAUAAGAUUAUAAAACACAAAGACUUCAUACAGUUUGCUUUCUGCCAUCUCCAUCCAUGGAACUACACGUAAAGCAAUUAGAAAGAAAUAUUGCUACACAAAUGUGAUUCUGUUUACCCAAUACGGGCUCCAUCCUGCAUCUCUUGUUCACUCAUAACUCCCAUUCACUUGACAAUUAUUUGAGAAGGAGUUUGGGGAGUACAGAGAAUGCAAAACGAGAACUUUCACAGAGGUGUAUGCUGCUGUAAGCCAGUAUCUUUUCAGCAACCAGAGAAAUGUAGCGUUUUGCCAACUUCUUUCUAGUGAAAACACUGAGCGUGCUUAGCAUUUAACAAGAUUCAGAGACACAAGUGUCAGACUGUGUAAUUGCAUCUCAUCUAAUUUUGACACUUAACCACUAAUAUUUUAUGAAGUAUGAAUCUCAAUAGUAUUUACAUGCUUUGAUUCUGAUAUACCAAUCAACAGCAAAACUGAAUGGUGAACAGCCAGGCUUACACACAAAAAAUCACAUUUUUUUAAAAAAAAAGUUUCCUUGUUUUGAUUUUGUUCACUAUUUCUAGAACAUUUUCAACACUGAAGUAUUUUUCUACAUGGUUAUCUGAGGCUUAUCUUUCUUCACCAACCAGAAUGGUCUUCUACACUGUGAAAUGCAACAGAACUUCACAAAUAUUGGCUUUGUACCUGCCUAAUGCAUUAUCAGAAUUUUCAGCCAAGCCAUAAAGCCUUUUAUUUUAUAUGUGUUUGUGUAAUUAAAGAAAUUAGAAACUUCAGGUGGAAAGAAGUCUCCCUAUCCACCAUUUUACUCUCAAUCUCUCUGAUUCCUGGGGGUUCAUAGUUGCCUUUUUGAAGCCACAAAGUUAUCUCUUUAAACCAGUGCAGUCUAAGAGCUGUGUUAGCUUCCAUUUAUGGAGUAUAGCAUUUGAAUGUGGAAGGUUCACGUUGGUAAGUAGGUGUAACACAUGUCAUUAGGGACAUGGAUACUUGCAAAUAGGUUAGAUAACAAGAUAAAAACCAAGAUGAUAUAAGUAAAAAUGUAAAAAUUUGGCAUCAAAAUCUGUUCUGGAAUGGUUAAGGUUUUGUUUUGUUUUUAAACUUUUGUCCUUUAUAUGUUAUUUUGCAGAAGAGGACUUUGGGGACUGUCAGACCACAUGGGGAAUUUUACAAAUAUAUCACUCAGCAAUCAUUUUAUAAAGUUGAACUUCUAAAUGCACUAUGAUUUAUUACAAAACAUUUUCUUCUGCUUGCAGACAUGGUUGUUCCAUUUUGUGAUAAAUUAAGCAGUUAAUUCGUUGCACUGCAUAGCUGCAUGAAUUCAUCCAGUGUACAUAUUUACCUGUGCUACAUUAUUUUGGGUUUUGUAUUUGAAUUGCAGUAUUGAUUAUUUUUGUAUUUUACUUUGCCUCUGUUAUUAGAAUUGUAAUAGACAUAAUUUAUACAUAGGAUUUUACAACUGUUUUGCAACCGAAAAGUCUUCUUUAAAGUUUAAAGUUUUAUUGAUGGAAACUCAUUAAAAAUGAAUUAAGAAUUAUAUUAACAAUUGUUUUGUGUUUUAAUGCUCUCUGUACAUAAAUAUAUGUCUAUUUAUCUGUUUAAUGGUGCUUGUGUCUUGCAAUUUUGGAUACAUUUUAGAAUAAAGUUUCAUUUUACAAGAAUAAGUUGUAUUUUCAAAA
Trachemys scripta elegans is the source of this 9032-nucleotide messenger RNA. It is a transcript of the gene SSBP2, whose product is annotated as single stranded DNA binding protein 2. Gene Ontology annotation, molecular function: single-stranded DNA binding; protein binding. The record is from RefSeq and is a predicted model, not a curated record. The transcript is spliced from 18 exons. Gene Ontology annotation, biological process: positive regulation of transcription by RNA polymerase II. Gene Ontology annotation, cellular component: nucleus. Lineage: Eukaryota; Metazoa; Chordata; Testudines; Emydidae. Bases 1 to 1083 code for a protein of 360 amino acids.